Cottoperca gobio is the source of this 3772-nucleotide messenger RNA. It is a transcript of the gene pde1cb, whose product is annotated as phosphodiesterase 1C, calmodulin-dependent b. The record is from RefSeq and is a predicted model, not a curated record. The coding region runs from base 430 to 2676 and encodes 748 amino acids. Gene Ontology annotation, molecular function: 3',5'-cyclic-nucleotide phosphodiesterase activity. Gene Ontology annotation, biological process: signal transduction. Lineage: Eukaryota; Metazoa; Chordata; Actinopteri; Perciformes; Bovichtidae. The transcript has 18 exons.
GCCUCUUUAAAUCAGUGCAGUUGGAUGUCUGCUCAUUUUAAUAAUCCGGGAUACUUGCCAGUUAAUUAAUGUUGCUUGUUUUCGCCAGUCUGCCCCGAGAGAUAGGUGUGUUUGUCGACGGAGCAACUUUCUCCAUGUGACGUACCUGGCGGAGGAAACACAAACCGAGGGAGACAUGCCGACAUGAUCUGGUUAAACUCAAUUUUCCGGUCCGUAAAUCAUUUUGAUAUCUUGCUGUCGGUUAACUUAGCUAAAAAUGACAGCGGUUUGUGAAUGACAAAGGUGGGUGUUUUUCUUUUUCAGCACUUUUUUUUCCCGUGGCAUUUGGUGAAUAAAACAAAAAUGGAGUCAAGUGUCAACAGGUUUUUUAGUAAAAUAAAACUCUGAGUAACCGAUUCCGACUGAAGAUUUGUAACUUUUUUUUCGGUGAUGGGCUCUGUGACUUCUGCUCUAACACGGACACGAAAUGCGUUAGUGAAAGUGGGUUCAGAGCCGCAGAACAACCAUGACCCGGAGAGAAGCCAGUCCGCCCCGGAGUCGGAACGGGCCAGGAAGAAGGGCGCGCGGUUCAACGUCUCGAGCCAAAUUGGACGACAGAGUUCCCGCCAGUUGCUGUCCGAGGUGCUGAGCAGACAAGACUCCGACGGAGCCAAACAAACUUCGAAGAAAAGGACUUCUGAAGGUCAACACAGCGUGGCAAAUGAAGAGGGGGAGAGCUCCACCAGACCACAGGCCAGUUUUGCACGCUCAAAGUCCCAAAGUGCUUUGUGGAACGCCAUCACGGCGGGGAUGGGGAUCAAAGGCAAAGAGCAGAAGGCCCCCCUGAAUGACCCACGGAGUCCUGAAGAGAUUCUGGCUGACGAUCUUCCUGCAGCAGAUCAACCAGAUGCCACAGAGAAAACAGCCAUCAGAUUACGAUGUCUGGUGAAGCAACUGGAGAGAGGAGAGGCUUCCCUCACUGACCUCAAGAAAAACCUUGAGUAUGCAGCGUUGGUGCUGGAAUCCGUUUACGUGGAGGAGACGAGGCGUUUGGUGGACACAGAGGAUGAGCUCAGUGACAUCCAGUCAGAGUCCGUGCCAUCAGAGGUCAGGGAUUGGCUGGCCUCCACCUUCACCCGCCAGAUGGGCCUGAUGCUGCGGCGCAAUGAAGAGAAACCUCGCUUCCGCAGCAUCGUCCACGCCGUCCAGGCUGGCAUAUUUGUUGAGAGGAUGUACCGACGCACCUCCAAUAUGGUGGGACUCAGCUACCCCCCUUCUGUCAUAUCUGUGCUUAAGCACGUCGACAAGUGGUCGUUUGACGUGUUCGCUCUAAAUGAAGCCAGCGGGGAUCAUGCACUUAAAUUCAUAUUCUACGAGUUGCUCACAAGAUACGACCUCAUCAGCCGUUUCAAGAUCCCGAUCUCUGCUGUGGUGUCUUUCGUGGAGGCCCUAGAAGUGGGAUACAGCAAACAUAAAAACCCCUACCACAACCUGAUGCACGCUGCGGAUGUCACACAGACUGUACACUACUUGCUCCUGAAGACUGGCAUGGUGCAUUGGUUGACUGAGCUUGAGAUCUUUGCCAUGAUCUUUGCGGCGGCGGUGCACGACUACGAGCACACAGGGACGACAAACAACUUCCACAUUCAGACAAGAUCAGACACAGCUAUUCUGUACAAUGACCGCUCGGUGUUGGAGAGCCACCAUGUCAGCGCAGCCUACCGCCUGCUGCAGGACGACGAUGAGAUGAACAUCCUCUACAACCUCUCUAAGGAUGACUGGAGAGAGCUGCGGGCUCUGGUGGUGGAGAUGGUGCUGGCCACAGACAUGUCCUGCCACUUCCAGCAGGUUAAGGCCAUGAAGAACUUCCUACAACAACCUGAGGGCAUUGACAAGCCCAAAGCCCUGUCCUUGCUGCUGCACACAGCAGACAUCAGCCACCCGGCCAAAAGUUGGGACCUCCACCACCGCUGGACCACCUCCCUACUGGAGGAGUUCUUCAGACAGGGGGACAAAGAGUCAGAGCUCGGCCUGCCGUUUUCUCCGCUCUGCGACCGAAAGUCCACAAUGGUGGCCCAGUCCCAGAUCGGGUUCAUCGACUUCAUUGUGGUUCCCACCUUCACUGUGCUGACGGACAUGAUGGAACGUAUCGUCAAACCGCUCAUCGACGAGGCCUCCCACUCAGGUUUUGCCGGUGUCAGGCGCUCAAGUCUGAACAGUAUUAGCUCAGAUGAGACCAAGAGGCACAGCGUGAAGAGCUCCGACAGCAGCUCGUCGGGACAAAGCUCCCUGCUGAUGGUGGACCUGAAGAACUUCAAGGCGUUGUGGAACGAAGAGGUUUAUCAGAAUAGAGAGAGGUGGAAAUCCCAAGCUGCUAAAGAGGCGGAGGAGAGAGCUAAAAGGGAAGUGGAGGAGCAAGCCCAGCAGGAAGAGGCUAUGGAGCCCCAGGAGGUCAACACAGAACCAGAACAGCCAGAACCAAAGGAGGACCAAUCGGAGGAGGAGGAGGAGCCUGAGUCACCGGAGGUCAGCCAAACACCAGAUGAUAACACGGGGGACACAGAGCAGGGAGCGCAGCCUGCGAGCGCCACACACAAGAACCCUCUGCUGCAGAACGGAGAGUUGUCUGAAGGGACUGAAUCUCCCGAGGGAGAAGAAAACAAGAACAAAGGAGACGAUGAGGUGACGAUGGAAUAAGCGAGCUGUGGAGAAUCUCUCUGUGACGUCUCUGCCGCGCUGCUGUCGACCUGAACCUGCUUUGACCUGUUUGAGAAGACUCAACCUCAGAGCAGAAGAAAGGCUAUUAGUUGGACUGUGUCGCCCUCUGCAGGCCACAAAGAAACUGACACCUUCACUUCCUUUUGUUUUGUCUCUGUGAUCAACAGUUUUUACUUUCCCCAUGUUGAUACUCCCAGGCUCUUGUAUGAAGAGCUUGCGGCUCUACCCACGUGCAUUCAUCCUACCUUCAUGCUUACUGAUGAAGACGACGCAAAAGAAGAUUUAAUGACUUUAUAAUGACGGCAGCGAUGGUGCGCUUUUCUUUUUCUUUUUAGUUUGCCAAUCUUUCACUUCCCUCUGGGUUGUGUGUUUAAUUCAGCCACAAACAAAAGUCCCACUUCUCACUGCUGUUAUGCUUCUCUGUUUACACUCUUCAUUAGAUUUUGACAUCAUCACAAGUAUCGUCUGUCAGUCGUCGGUAAGCAAGUUUAUUUUGAGACAAAGUUACAAUCACAGUCAUUUAUUUUGGUACUUAUUGAAUAAUACGCAAGUGCAGGUUUGUGGGAAAUGCAGAAUAGAUGUACAUCAAGAGGCACUUCUAUAGCUGCUGCACAGUAUGUACAGCAUACGAUUUAAUGUAGAGUACGUUGGGGUUAAAUCCACAAGUUUAUAGAUCUACUAUUUUACUAUGAAAUACUCCUUCAACACAUGUAGAAACUCUGACUUUCCCCUGUGCUUCAACAGCUCCGGUUGGGAGUCUUUUAUGUUUUGCUGACGUUACUACAAAACGCUCAUUUUCGUUCCCUUAACAUGUUUAUUUUCCUCAGACAUUGUGAAACUCUAAUGUAUUUGUGUUCCUCUCAGCCAGGUUUAUAUCGUUGUUUGUGUGUUUCUGUCCUCUUUACUGUAUAUAUUGAAAGUUUGUACGUGUAUGAAUACAAUUCCACAAUUAUUUUUUUUUGGGGGAUGUAACAUAUUGUAGUGAGAAAUGUCCAAAUUCAAAAUGCAACUUUUGCAAACAUAUCACACAUUCACGUUUUUGUAUGAUAUAAAAUCCUUUUCUUUUUGUAACAUU